Stegodyphus dumicola is the source of this 864-nucleotide messenger RNA. Its product is annotated as phospholipid phosphatase 5. Gene Ontology annotation, biological process: phospholipid metabolic process; phospholipid dephosphorylation. Lineage: Eukaryota; Metazoa; Arthropoda; Arachnida; Araneae; Eresidae. Gene Ontology annotation, cellular component: membrane. Gene Ontology annotation, molecular function: phosphatidate phosphatase activity. The record is from RefSeq and is a predicted model, not a curated record.
UUCGAUUUUUUGAUCUAUAUCAUUAGGCAGAAAGACUUGGUUUCAUGGUGCACUAAAAGGCAUCUGUAAACUUUUUUUACUUUUCUGAAAACGUGAAGCAUAUACUUCGUGGCUGAAAAAUGUGAACGCUUAUCUCUGGUGAAAAAAAUAUUACAUUUAGGUUGACAUUGGAAUUCUUUUCUUUUUUUUUAAAUAUGAAUGACAGUAGAAGUCACCAAUAUAUCUUAGCGGAGUUUCUCCUGCGUUUCGUGUUAGGUGUUAUUUUUUUAAUAUUAGAAUAUGCUGAACCAUUCCGUAGAAAGAUUCAUCCUGAUGAAUUAUGGUUGUAUAAGAAUCCAAGAACUGAAAGUUACAUUCCUACUCGCAUUUUAUGGGUUAUCAUAUGCAUCAUUCCAUUUCUUAUCACCUUUCUGACAAAUUUGCUCAACAAAAGUAAAGCAGAUGGACUUCAAGCCUUUUUGGCACUGUCUCUUGCAUUUGGUAUAAAUGGUGUAGUUACAAAUACUGUGAAGCUUAUUGUAGGCAGACCACGUCCUGAUUUCUUUUAUCGCUGUUUCCCUGAUGGAAAAGGUGAUUUACAACUUCCAUGUUCUGGGAAAAAUGAAGAUAUUAUAGAAGGCUUGAAGAGUUUUCCAAGUGGACAUUCUUCAUUUGCAUUUGCUAGUAUGAUGUUUUGUGCUCUAUAUAUGUGUGGAAAGCUGCAAGUAUUCAACCAACGAGGACGUGGUCAAUCAUGUAGAUUAGUUCUUGCAUUAUCUCCUCUACUUGCAGCUGUAUUUAUUGCUCUUAGUAGGACAUGUGAUUAUCACCAUCACUGGCAAGGUAAAAUUUGCUUCUCAUGUCAAAUCUUUUAACCAUAGUAAG